UACACUCUACUCGCAUUCACACUCACAACAGGCACAAUGGCCACCGCCGUCUCCAAAAAGGCCAUUUCCAAGGCUGCAAAGGCCACACAGCUCAAUAAAUACACCGUCCAACCGCAAGGCUUUUGGGGCCGGAUACACCGAUUCUUCGCCCUCGACCCAGGCCGAUCGUCGGGUGUGCCUCUAAACCCUCACUUUCGCAAUCCUCCUCCCGCCGCAAACGACCCGACCGAGUACAUUGAUCCUGUGACCUCGCCUGCAGGAGACAUUGCCGAGAAUCCAUACUGGAAGCGCGACGUACGAAGAUCGUAUCCCCGGCUAUCGACCGUGACGCAGUCAGAUGUGGUGGGCCUGUUGACUGUGGGCUCUGCUGCUGCGCCCAAGGAGACGCUGAAGCUGGGAGAUGCGGGCAAGACGCAGCUGGUAGAGGUGAAGGAGGAGGGUGAGAAGGGCUUGAGCACGUACUUUGAGAAGAAUAAGCAGGUCUUCAGCAACGUACUGGGACCCAAUGGACUGCCGCCGCUCCCCACGAGCAUGCACCGGGGCACGCACGCCAAGACGGGCGCCUACGCCUUGAUCAAGGACACGGAGCAGACAUAUGGACCCGAAUAUCCAUGUCGGACCUUUGUAUAGGUGCAGUGCAGUGCAGUGGAGUUACAGUGCAGUAUGGCGUAGAAGGGAGAUAGGUGGGUAAGUGAGUGAGUGAGUGAGUGAGCGAGCAGCGGCAAUGGUGAAUGAAUGUACGUACAAGACCUACGGACAUUCACAUACAUACCUACAAUGGAAGGAUUGGAACAUAUAC
Molecule: messenger RNA, 799 nt
Organism: Sphaerulina musiva SO2202
Lineage: Eukaryota; Fungi; Ascomycota; Dothideomycetes; Mycosphaerellales; Mycosphaerellaceae
Product: 21 kDa subunit of NADH dehydrogenase
Exons: 3
Coding region: 37-630 (197 amino acids)
Source: RefSeq, a predicted model, not a curated record